This is a messenger RNA of Exserohilum turcica Et28A, 1213 nucleotides long. RefSeq lists its product as uncharacterized. Gene Ontology annotation, cellular component: intracellular membrane-bounded organelle. Lineage: Eukaryota; Fungi; Ascomycota; Dothideomycetes; Pleosporales; Pleosporaceae. The transcript has 3 exons. The record is from RefSeq and is a predicted model, not a curated record. Bases 267 to 749 code for a protein of 160 amino acids. Gene Ontology annotation, biological process: vesicle-mediated transport.
ACUCAUCCCGAUACCUGCAGCAACCACCACCGCCAUCUGUGACACCGACUGUCCUGGUCUCGGCAUCCAACCAGCCUUGACCAAGCUAGGCCAAGCCCACUCUGCACUUGGCUGUGGCUGAGCGGCACACGUAUCCUUGCCCUCUCCAGCUUAUAUCGUCAUCACACGCCGUCACACCAGCCCGCAACCUCGCCUUCUGCUCCACCUCUCUGUCCUCCUGCUCCCGCCCAUCCCUCGACACCAUUAGCUCCGUGCUUGAUUCGACAAUGUAUCUGCACCCUAGACAAUACUACUGGGACGGCGACAACGAGUGCUAUUACGACAGAUACGGAAACAGGCGCUGCACCAACUCAGCAUGGAAUAACUGGGUCCGAUGGGUCGUCCUCGUCGUUGUCGUCGUUGGCUUCCUGCUCCUCUUCGUACUAUGCUCUUGCUUGACAGCACGUCGCCGUCGCAAGGCAGGCCGCAAGCCCUUCUACGGCACUGGCUGGGCCGCUCGUCCUGGUCUGUACAACAACCAGCAGCAACAGCAGCCGCCAAACCAGUACUCGGCCCAGCCCUACUACAGCAAUGGCAACAACAAUCAGGGCGCUCCACCAUCAUAUGAAGCUCACAACAACGGCUACUAUGGCAAUGGUGCCAACCAGGGCUACUACGGUCAACAGAGUGGCGUCGAACUCCAGCCACCCCAGCCCGCUUAUUCUGGUGGAUACGCGCCCCCACCAGGCCCACCACCCGCAAAGGCCUAAAAACCAUACUUCCAUGGCCACGACUGAAUCCACGCCGAGACGUCACAACAGUUUACACAUGAUUCUCCUUUUCUCUUGCACUUUUUUUACUGUUUUGUUUUUUGAAAUACUUGGAUGGCGUUUCAUCAGGUUCGGAAACAAACGAAACACGAAACACACACACACACACACAUACGCACUCACAUACGCACUCACGUACAAAACUGAUCAAAUUGGGCGUCGUCGGCGACACUGAAGUUGGGAACACUAAGGUCGGGGGUUUGGAAACAUGUCCUUUUUUUUCUCUCUUUUCGUUCACGUGGAAUAGCGCUCGAUACCUCUUUUUUUUAUUUUUGUAAUGUCUUUUUUUUUCUUUGGGUGGUCACUCUCUCUGUCCUUUCUUGUUUCUCACAGUUACCAACAUGCAUAGGAUAUCCGUUUGUGCAUUCAGUGAAUCAAGUCAAUUUAACUUGUACAAACUUGCA